AUGGCCAACGACUCGCUGUGCGGCCUUCCAGUUGAGCUUAUUGUGAUGGUCUUUCAACGACUGGACGUUCCCAAGGAUGCUGUCAAUCUUGCCGCCUCAUCUCGACGCCUUCACGAUGUCUUCAACGACGAAGAUAACAAGCCCGUGAUUCUCAAGUCCGUCAAUCGGGCGUUUCGUAUUAGAAGCAUUCGCCGUAACUUUGGUAUACCAAAAAGCGCGCGGGACUACAAUUUCGAAGAACAGUUCUCCGUCAUCAAGCGUCUACCACCCUUGGGCUGGCUAGUCAGAAGCGGCGAUUCAGACGUUGACUACGAGAUCCAAGUCGACUACACCGCCGUAUCCAGCGAAAUGGACGAGUUUGGAAUCCGUAACUUGGCGGACAUCCGCAGCCGCAACCCAGGCAUGACCCUACAGGAAGCGCUCCCCAUAUUCCUUGGGCAGUUCGCCGAUACGGACAAGCGUUGGACUGACGCUUUUUCCCCUCAAACACGAGCCGCCUUUGCUGGAGCUGCGGAGCUUCAGAUUGGGAUUCUCGAGGCCUCGGACUUGGUCGCGCACCCCAUUACCGACUUAUCUGGUGGCCGGACGCUCUUGGCUCUGGUUCUGCACUGGGUUGCCGUGUUCGAUGCUCUAUGUAUAUAUGGUGGCGAAAUCUCCUGUCGUGCCGGGACCUCCAUUGAUUAUUGUCCCAUCAGGGACAAAGGGGAUGGCUUGCCGGUAACAAUCAUGCGUCCGGGAUACAUGAAGUAUGAAGUUCAUCCUUCGAUUACGGUGCAGCAACACGAGCCAGAACAGGCAAACCCGGGUAACCUUCCCAAGAAGGAGCCGAUAGCCGGGUGCCACGAUGAUUCUGAUUACGGGUUAUCGCUUCGCUACAUCGUCGACAUCUUCCUGCGCCUAUCAGAAAGCGAAGACCCAAACCACUGGCCAACACUGACAUACGUGCUGAUAAUCCUGCACUACUUCCCCAACGAAUACUUCUUCGAGCGGCACGAGUGGCUGCACCACAUCCCGUCCCACAUGACCGACGAUAUCUGGGAGUGUCUGGCAGAUUAUUACGGGUUCUGCAAGCACGACACACCGCUUACGCUGCAUUGGGAUGAGCAGGAAUACACGGAGCUGGUUGGGACAGGCCCGCUCGCCGCACUCGCCAUCGAGCACAUGCGCCGACAACAUGCACUCUGGCGCCAUGGCAAAGACGAAGAAGAACUUGUGGAUAUCGAAAUGGAGAGCUUGGCGAGAUUCGGUCCCGUUACGUUCGCUAAGAAAAUCAAGUCUUUGGCUUUGGGUGAAGAGUAUGAGCUUGAUUAG
Aspergillus mulundensis is the source of this 1311-nucleotide messenger RNA. RefSeq names its product F-box protein. NCBI's taxonomy places the organism in Eukaryota, Fungi, Ascomycota, Eurotiomycetes, Eurotiales, Aspergillaceae. Gene Ontology annotation, molecular function: protein binding. The transcript is spliced from 3 exons. The record is from RefSeq and is a predicted model, not a curated record. The coding region runs from base 1 to 1311 and encodes 436 amino acids.